Molecule: messenger RNA, 2119 nt
Organism: Triticum aestivum (bread wheat)
Lineage: Eukaryota; Viridiplantae; Streptophyta; Magnoliopsida; Poales; Poaceae
Exons: 6
Coding region: 320-1537 (405 amino acids)
Molecular function (GO): protein binding
Source: RefSeq, a predicted model, not a curated record
AAAAGAAAACAAAUCUGUCGUAGGCUCGUUCGUCUGCACCGGCGCCGGCAGGGUCUCGUCGGACGACAGGGCCUCAAAAAGGCUCGGAGAGCUACGCCGUCGCCGGUCGCCCCCGCCUCGGGUAUUCGGCGAUGCAAGAUCCGCCGCCGACGGGGGAAACCCCAGACAUUUUGUGGGGGGAUAGGAGGAUAGAGUAGCCUUGCCCUUGAAUCCAACAGUUUUCAGCGUGAACGUGGAUUUGUCCUUGAAGGAGCGUUGAUUUGCCAGGAAAUAUUCAUAGAGAUAACGUAAACGAACUGGAUGUGGACCGAUUGCUCCAAUGUGCAAUCCAAAGGGCUCACCCUCCCAGCAAGAUGAUGAUUCUCGAGGUGGCGAAGUGAUACGAUCAUUGGACGACCUUCCAGAGGAUAUCUGCCGACGUAUUCAUACCCGAAUGUCACUGCAAAAUGCUGCUCGCUUGGCUUGUGCAUCACACACAUUUCGGAGAUCAUGGAGAUGCUAUCCCAACCUUGACUUACGUCAGAGAACACUAGGUUUGAAUGGAGAUCACAUCAGCAAAGUUGACCAUAUUCUGCAAAAUCACUCGGGCAUUGGCAUGAAGAAACUAAGGAUUGAACUUUUUGACUGCGACAAGGUUGAUCCCUGUUAUAUCAGUAGCUGGCUUCGUGUUGCUGUUACAGCAGGAAUUGAAGAACUCACCCUUUAUCUGCCCGCUACCCCUGAGGACGAAGCAUACUACAGUUUCCCAUACUCGCUUUUAUUUAAUGGGAGUGAAAACUCGAUUCGGUAUCUUGACAUAGGCAUCUGUGCUUUUCGUCCCACGGCUGGGCUUGGGCGCUGGAGAAGCUUGGCAAUUUUAUCUCUGAGUAAUGUGCUGAUUGCUGACGAUGAGCUAGAGGGCCUUCUUUACAAUUGUGCUGCAUUGGAGCAUUUGGGACUCCUGAAUUGCCCGGAGAUAGUUUGCCUGAAGAUACCUUGUCUGCUGUGGCGGCUUAGGGUCCUGAGAGUGUCUUUAUGCAGAAAUCUUCAAGUGAUAGACAGCAAUGCUCCAAAUAUCUCCAUUUUUCACUUCUCUGGUAGUUUAGUAUCGAUUUCAUUCGGAAGUGCAUUGCAAGUAAAGAAUGUACACAUGGAGUGUUUAGAAUUUGGUCAGUCCAACAUUGUCUUGCAUGCUCGGACCAAGCUUCUGUCCUAUGCACCAAAUGUUGAAACACUUGUCAUAUCAUCGCCUAAUGAGAUGACCAGUACACCAACGCUAUCUCGCAAAUUCCUCCACCUCAAGUACUUGCAUAUUUCUCUAAUUGGAAAUGAAGCUAUUUCACCAGAUUAUGAUUAUCUUUCUCUGGUUUCUUUUCUUGAAGCUUCUCCUCGCCUGGAGACUUUCAUCUUGGAAAUACGUCAGCCUUGCAUGGAGCAUGAGUCAGUUCUUUGGAAUGCCCCUCAACUGAGGCGACUACCACAACAGUGCCACACCAGCCUAAAGAGUGUGACGAUAGUGGGCUUCAGCUCCGCGAAGAGCUUGGUCGAGUUGACAUGACACAUUGUGGAGAACGCGACAUCGCUCGAGCGCCUCACCUUGGACACUAGUCAUGGCUGUCAGAGUUCUGGAGGGUGUAGCGUCAAUAUACCUCAGAGAAGGUACUAUACGGAGAGUGGUGCCCUCGAGGCGGCCUCACCUUACAUGUGCAUCCCAAUGGGGGAGGAUAUCAUCAUGGAGACUGUCAAGGCGCGUUUGGCUAUCAGAGUACAUGUCACGGGGAAAGUUCCCUCCAGAGUGAUGUUAGAAGUCGUGGAGCCUUGCAGUUGGUGCUUCGGUGUUGAAGAUGUAGAUGCCUGAUUAGCAUCUGUUGUGCAUGUUGAACCAUGCCAAAUUGUAUUGUCUAUGACGCGUCGUCUUUUCCAAACCAUCAGAAUUGCUUGAUGAUAGUUGUGUGGUUUUCAUAGGUUGUACUUUGUUUCUUAAACUAUCAGAAGUUCGCUAAUGUUCAAUCAUGCAAAACUAUAGUAAUGUUUACAGCAGACAGAUGAGGUCGGGGAAAUGAACUGAAAGCAGGCGGUCGCACAAAUUUUUGUUGCUUCUCCAUUUCCAGACAGAUUAGAGGCCAGCAUGUUAUUUACU